Penicillium olsonii is the source of this 1731-nucleotide messenger RNA. NCBI's taxonomy places the organism in Eukaryota, Fungi, Ascomycota, Eurotiomycetes, Eurotiales, Aspergillaceae. The record is from the annotation of a GenBank genome assembly.
AUGGCACUCUCUACGAUCGAGAAAAGCUGGUGGAAAGAAGCCGUGGUCUACCAAAUCUACCCGGCCAGCUUCCUUGACACCAACGGGGAUGGCCUUGGUGACAUUCCCGGAAUCAUCAGCAAAGUCCCAUAUAUUAAGUCACUUGGAGUCGACACCAUAUGGCUUUCUCCUAUCUUUGCAUCCCCCCAGAAAGACAUGGGCUACGAUGUGGCCGAUUAUCGUUCCAUCCACGCACCCUACGGGACGGUCGAAGAUGUCCAAACUCUCAUCGACCAACUGCACGCAAAUAAAAUGCGUAUUCUCAUGGACCUCGUGGUCAACCAUACCAGCGAUCAACAUGCCUGGUUCAAGGAAUCCCGAAGCUCCAAAUCAAAUCCUAAACGUGACUGGUAUAUUUGGCGAGACCCGAAGUACGACGAGGAGGGGAAUCGCAAAGAACCAAACAACUGGAGGUCCAUCUUCGGCGGUAGUGCGUGGGCAUUCGACGAGCCUACGGGACAGUACUACCUAGCCCUUUUCUUGCCCAGCCAACCUGAUUUGAACUGGGAGAGCCCUGCAAUGCGUGAAGCCACGCACGACGACAUGCGAUUCUGGCUAGAUCGCGGAGUUGACGGGUUCCGCAUUGACAGCAUGAAUCUAAUGUCCAAGCACCCAGAUCUGCCUGACGGGAAAAUCGUCAACGACGAACCUUACCAGUCUGGUGCAGAGUUCUUUGCAUCUGGUCCCAAGAUGCAUGAUUACAUCCGUGAGAUCAGGUCAAAAGUACUUGAUAAUUACGAUGUCAUGACCGUGGGUGAGCUGGGCUUCACCAAAGACGAGCAUUCUGUCAGUGAAUAUGUUGCCAAAGACAGGCAUGAAUUGAACAUGCUGUUCACUGGCGAUAUCGUGGACAUGGACCAUGGCGCGAACGGAAAGUAUGAACGGAACGACUUCCAUCCUCGAAGAAUCCGGGAGAUCACCAAUCUUUGGCAAACGGCAAUGCCCAAGUUCGAGGGCUGGAACACUGUCUACCUUGACAAUCAUGACAGCGGCCGGUCCGUUUCCCGGUAUGCCUCUGAUGCACCCGAGCACCGCGCCACUGCAGCCAAAAUGCUGGCUACGUAUCUGACGACCCUGAGCGGGACACCCUUCAUGCUGGCUGGUCAGGAGAUCGGCAUGGCCAACCUCGGCGAGGAAUACGGGAUCGAUGCAUACAUUGAUGUCGAGGGCAGGAACCACUAUAAUGCUAUCCUGAAGGCCCGAGGAGGCGACAGCACCAAAAUGGGCGAUGUGCUGCGGGAAAUGCAGCUCAAGUCUCGAGAUCAUGGCCGGCUGCCUAUGCAGUGGGAGAACUCACCGAAUGCGGGUUUCACCGCUGGAAAACCUUGGAUGACGGUCAAUCGAGACUAUGUGGACUGGAAUGUAGCCAGUCAGUUAGAGGACCCCCAGAGCAUCAUGGCAUAUUGGAAGGAAGUGAUCGCGCUGCGAAAGAGAUUGUCUGAUGUUUUUGUCUAUGGCUCUUAUACACCUCUCUCGGAGACCGAGACCGGUGAAAUGGUUCUUGGGUUUGAAAGGGAGUGCAAGGAGACGGGCCAGCAAGCGGUGGUGUUAUUGAACUUCUCUCAUGGUAAGUUGAGGGUUUCAAGCGAGAAAUACGCAAGCUGGCGUGUUCUCAUCUCAAAUCAGGCCGAUCAUCUCGGGGAGGAGGUCGAACUGAAGCCGUUUGGCAGUUUGGUUCUGUUGAAUAUUUGA